GUUCGGACACGCAGAAAGUGGUGAUUGCGCCGAUCGAGAAAAUGGUUAAUAUCGUCAAACAGUUGGCAGAUGAUCCUCUUCGGAAACCUGAGACGGAGGUCGACGAGAAGGAAUCUAAAAGCUCCGACGACGGAUCUGCCUCCGAGGAGUCUGGAAAUAAUGAACGAUUGACAACCAGGAGGACUACGAGAAGGUUGGCGAAGACAGGAAGCGAGGAUAAACAUAUGGAAACUACUUUGCUCGAGAGCACUAUAUUGAGGAUCGGUUCGCUGCUGCGGGUUGGAUUCGGGCAAGCGGGCGCGCAGAUCAUCUGCAACAACAUGAGUCAAGACAGUGGCAAUUCAAGCGGUUUGAAUAUGAUGUUGCCCGGCCGCCGAGUGGAAGGGGUCUACGCUUACUGUGACAUACGGCAAUUCGAUGAUACGGCGAAGUGCCUUCUCGAGGAAACCGUCUCUGCUGCAGCUUCUAGAAGAAUAUCAUCAGCGUCGAUUCGCCCACUAACAGCGAACACGCCUAGACCGACUCCCGGCAAUGUGAGUAUGCCGCGGAAGAUAUCAGUUGUUCGUCUUAAAGAAAUCAACAACGAGAGGGAGAAAGCGAAGAAAGAACUGACGGAAAGAGCUCUGCUGGGCUGCAUAAAAAUUAUCGCUGAGAUUCGUCGAGCUGGAGAUCUGAAAGCUUAUGCUAAACACCCAAAACUGAUACCAAAAUUUGGUCUAUCGUACCAAGUGGACGUCGGCAUCGCUUUGCAUAGUGGUUGGAGCGUCGAAGGUGCGAUUGGAAGCGAAAUGAAGAUCGACGCAACCUAUAUCGGGUUUAAUGUUAGUGUUGCUCGGUCGUUGUUGAAAGCCCUACCACUCUACGGUUGCAGUCUACUUCUGACGGAGUCUGUCGUUGAGAAUCUCGGCAACAAGACAAGAGACAGAUGUCGGCUCAUUGAUGAGGUUCGACUCCAAGCAGUUGCGCGGUUACGCUACUAUGAUAAUGCUAAAGAGCGUUUGAAGUGGUCUGAGGACGUUCGCCCUCUUCUGCCAGAGAUAGCGGUGGGAUUAUUUCUCACACGACGACUUCGCAAUCCUGCUUGGGUGGACCUUGGAUAUGAGGCACUGCAAGUGGCGUCGAUUGUGUGUGCGAAAGAGCGCGACUUGGACGUCGGUCUAGUCGAGGAUCUUCGAAGAAUAUAUUCCAAAUCUCUCGGUUGGGAGCACUCAGCAGUG
Perkinsus marinus ATCC 50983 is the source of this 1217-nucleotide messenger RNA. RefSeq lists its product as hypothetical. The record is from RefSeq and is a predicted model, not a curated record. The transcript has 14 exons. The annotation marks the transcript as partial. Lineage: Eukaryota; Perkinsozoa; Perkinsida; Perkinsidae.